This is a messenger RNA of Oryza brachyantha (malo sina), 2388 nucleotides long. RefSeq names its product GPI transamidase component PIG-S. Lineage: Eukaryota; Viridiplantae; Streptophyta; Magnoliopsida; Poales; Poaceae. Bases 117 to 1973 code for a protein of 618 amino acids. The record is from RefSeq and is a predicted model, not a curated record. Gene Ontology annotation, biological process: attachment of GPI anchor to protein. Gene Ontology annotation, cellular component: GPI-anchor transamidase complex. The transcript is spliced from 13 exons.
ACAUAUUGGGCCAGGCCUUCAAGCCCAUAUUCUCAGGACCUUGCGCGCACCGCUUCUUCGUUCUCAUCAGUCCCCACAAGUCCACAACUUGCCGAACUCCGGUCACCUGAGAGACGAUGGCGGUCUUGUCGGAGAUCGCCGGCGACGAGUCCCCGCCGCCGCUUCCUCCUUCCGAAGGCGGCGAAUCUUCUGGAGCCCUGUCCACCCCUGCUCCCACCGAUGCUGACGACGGCGACAAGCCUCCGCCGCGCACGUCGAAGCCCGGCAGGAAGCGCCUCUUCCUCACCGCCUCCGUUCUCCUCUCGUUCCUCAUCGGGCUGCCCUUGCUGCUCAAGUCCACCGAGAUCCACCGCUCGCCGCUGCCGUCCGACGCUAUCGCCGCGCUCUCUCGCCGCCUCCACUCUAACCCUCCAUCGUUCCCUUGCGGCCUCCAUGCGGUUUUCCUCAGCUUCGGCCGCGCUCCCUUGGAGGCCUCCGCUGCGAAUCGCAUCGAGCGGGAAAUCUCCACCCAACUCGUUGAUCUCCCUGCCGCUUCCACUGCGGGUAAUAUCUCCGUAUCAGUCACCGUUGAUUCUGCUGGUGGAUGCUUUAGUAGUGGCAAAGCCGCCUCAUAUUGGCGAUGUGGUGCUGUGACUACCGUGGACUUGGUGCGCGGCGAUGAGGUGUUUGAUGAAUUGCUUCACUCGGCAUUGGGUGGUGGAGGAGCUGAUGGGAUGAGGGUUUACACUGUCGUAUUUGUGGACAGUGAUGAUGGAAUGGGACUGAGUAUUGUGAUUGGGAAACACCGGCAUGCUUGGGUGGUCGGGAAGGUUGAUGAGGGUGAGGUUGUGUCCAUCAUUGGGAAGGUAUUUGUCAAGUAUUUCCUGAAUGGUGGUGUGGAGGAGGGUGAGGCAGGCAUUGUGAAAAGAGAGUUCAUGCCAGUUGGAUCAGAUGGUAAUAUUGUUCUUUCAUUUAGCCUGCUGAAUGCUGAUCCAAGUGAUUGGGUGUAUGAUUGGGAGUUUGAAAAGAUUGGUGAGAGGAUGUUGAUUCCUGUUAUUGAGGCAUUACGACCAAUUGCUAAUAUUAAUAUAGAGAGUCAGGUUUUGUACCACACACCGAAAUCAUCCUAUUCUUAUUAUGAUGAUAAACUGGGUGGCAAUGUCCUUAGCGUGGGAGAUAUUCCUUUCUUUGUUAAUUCAAAUGAGUGGCACUUGGAUACAUCGAUUUCAGCUACAGGACGAUCAAAAGUUCUUCAAUUUGUGGUGUAUAUUCCAUCUGCAAGGGAAUGCCCUUUGUACUUGCAACUUCCAGAUGGGGAGCUUUCUAAAACUAAUGCAUUUAUAUCCCCAAUGUGGGGAGGUGUUAUUAUUUGGAAUCCACUCGGCUGUUCACUUAAUUCCAAACCACAUGGGGCCUUGGAUAAAAUGUCAUCUCAGGAACUCAUGGAGACUAUCGAAAUUUUCAUAGGACAGCUAAGGCAGUUAUUUGGUCUAAAAUCAAGUUAUCACGAACAGAGUAUGGAUGGUGCAACUAAAUUUAUUACUAGUCCAAAGGGGUUUGCCCAAUGGGAAUUAGAUUUAUUAUACCGGCACCAUGCAUGCUCCAAUCUUUUGUCCUGUCUCACCACCUUGGAAUCCCUUUCCAGUUUGGUCCAAUCUCUUCCGAGAAUGAUUGUUAUGGAUGAAAUUGGGAGGCAGGUUGAGCUUUCUCUUGAAGCUGCAAAUUUAGCCCAAAGAAACGCAAGUAUCGGAAUAAGUGAUUCUUCAGCAGUAUCUGCUACAAGAGCGAGGGCUUUGGCUGAGGAUGCUUUUUUUCAUCCAUCCGUCAUGUCUAUUAGUUAUGCUUCAAUAGAGCACUAUUUUGCGAUUUACAUGCCAUUCUUUGCACCGGUUUCCUUGCAUGUGCUGUUGGCGGUAAUCAAAGAGCUGAAGCGAUACAAGGUAGAGCGAGGGAAAUAUUCAGCAUUUCUUGCUUCCCAGGCGUCAACCUCCUGAUCUUCAAGCCAAUGCCCUGCUGGGUAUCAUCACAUCAAGUCUGACAGGUGAUAGAUGGUAGAUAAUUUGCAAUUGCAUUGCCACAGCUGGGGGACGCGUCUUCUUACCAUCAUGCAGCUCCUGGGCAGACAAGUAGACGUGCUGGUGUGCCUGACAACUUGCAAACACGGUGAAGAUAUGAUGGAAACCCAGUAUUUGACACAAAACCGGGGUUCUCCCAUGUAACCAACCGGCCGUGACCUCAACCACGGUAUCAUUCGCAUUUUUGUGUGGCCUCACCUAACUGAUCUCUGAAACUACAGACCGCAAAUCUAAACCCAACACAUCUGUAAAUUAUUGAGAUCGCUUGGCAACUCCCUCACAGUCCAUUGUUGGAUGAGCAGUUAACACGAACUACUAACUGAUUUGAUGACUC